AUGUCAGGACUCUCAGGCCAGAGUGACCCCGUUACCCGCCGCCGGUAGAGCUGACAGAUGGGCGCAUGCGCACUGUCGGGCACAAGAUGGCGGCGCCCAUGGGCAGCGGUGCAGCAGAUGCGGGUAAUGGGGAUUCCGGGCUCAGGAACCGGAGGAGUGUGAAGGUCGCCUCCCAUACGCCGCCAGAUGACCGGGAGACCCCGGAGCGCGAUCUCAGGACUGAUGACAGAGUAUCCCUGCUGCCCGGCAGCUUCUGGCUCACUAGGAUCGUGCUGCUGAGGUCUAUAGCGGCUAUAUACUUUGUGGCGUUCCUUGUGGCUUUUCAUCAGAACAAGCAGCUGAUCGGGGACCGGGGUUUACUGCCAUGCAAGCUGCACCUAGAGAAUAUCAAACGGUACUUUGGAGGCAAAGUCGGCAUGGAUGCCAUCAGCCACGCGCCCACACUCCUGUGGCUUCUAGACUGGUCUCACGUGGAUAUUCAUUUGGACAACAUUGCUCUCGUUGGUCUUGUGAUUUCUGGUUACAUCAUGUUAUCGGGAUGCGCCAACAUGAUCCUGAUGGCCACUCUCUGGAUUCUCUACCACUCGUUAGUCAGCGUGGGACAGAUAUGGUAUUCCUUCGGAUGGGAGUCCCAGCUCUUGGAGACAGGAUUUCUAGGAAUCUUCCUCUGCCCCCUGUGGUCUCUGUCCCGAAUACCGCCACGUACCUACCCAUCGCGCAUCGUCAUGUGGGCCUUUCGCUGGCUCAUCUUUAGAAUCAUGCUGGGGGCGGGUCUGAUUAAAAUCCGGGGCGACAAGUGUUGGCGAGAUCUGACUUGCAUGAACUAUCAUUAUGAGACACAGCCGGUACCAAACGUUUUGGCCUACUACAUGCACCGCAACCCGGUAUGGUUCCACCAGUUUGAGACCUUGUUCAACCACUUAAUUGAGCUGGUUGUGCCUUUCUUCUUAUUCAUGGGCAGACGCAUGUGUGUCAUUCAUGGAAUACUGCAAAUCCUUUUCCAGCUGCUUCUGAUCUUCAGUGGGAACCUCAGCUUCCUUAACUGGCUGACCAUUGUGCCAAGCAUCGCCUGCUUCGAUGAUGCCAGCCUAAGCUUCCUGUUUAGCGCCAAGGAUGGGUCAGUGAUAGACCAAGUGUCCAAGAUCCAAAGACAGAAGUCUACCGGAGGAGGGCAAACAAGAAGUUAUGGGUCCUACGUCCGGCAGCUACUUCACGUGUCUUUGGGCGUCCUCAUUGCCUACCUCAGUGUCCCUGUUGUCAUCAACCUGCUGAACUCCAAGCAAGUCAUGAAUACCUCCUUCAACCCACUCCGGAUUGUCAACACAUACGGCGCCUUUGGCAGUGUCACCAAAGAGAGGACAGAGGUGAUCAUCCAGGGGACGUCAAGUUUGGAUCCCAAUGACCCCAAAGCCGUUUGGGAAGAGUAUGAGUUUAAUUGCAAGCCAGGAAAUUUAACCCGCCGCCCCUGUGUUAUCAGCCCCUAUCACUACCGCCUGGACUGGCUGAUGUGGUUUGCAGCGUUCCAGACCUAUGAACAGAAUGAGUGGGUAAUACACCUGGCCGGGAAGCUGCUAGCCGAUGAUGUCGCAGCGACCUCGCUCCUGGCCUAUAACCCCUUCCAGGAGAAGGGACCUCCCAGGUGGAUCAGGGGAGAGCACUUCCGAUACAAGUUCAGCCGCUUGUGGGGUGCACACGCUGCUGAGGGCAAGUGGUGGAUACGGAAAAGGAUUGCACCAUACUUCCCGCCGCUUGAUCUAAAAGGACUCCAGAAAUAUUUUCAGUCACGAUCCUGGCCUCUUCCUUCAUCGCCUUGACAACAAGCAAAUGUCUCUGGGAAAUAGCUAGGGGUUUUUUUUUUUACAUAAUCCAGGUGAUAGGUUGACAGCCAAACGAUAGGUUCAAAUGGUCGACAUGAUAAUGGUCGACACAACGUAUGGUCGACGUAAGUUUUUUUGGGGAAUUUUUUUAUUUUUAUUUUUUCAUUUUUUCAAUUCAUUUCUUGGACUACGAUUGGGAAUGGUAACCUUGCCCGAACCAUGGUGUGCAUAGCGAGGCACCUUGCCCGAAGCAUGGCAUGCGACACGAGACGCCUUGCCUGAAGCAUGGCAUGCGAAACGAGACGCCUUGCCAGAACCAUGGCUUGCAAAGCGAGCCAUGGGAGGGGACAUUGUACACUAAUUGGGGUUUUAUGUGCUGAAAUUUGACAACCCAAAAACACAAAAAAACCUCACGUCGACCUGUUCGACUGUAGACAAUGUCAGCAUCAACCUUUUUCACAUACCAACCUUGUGUAUAUCGACCAUUUAGAGUCAACCUGUUCACUGUCGACUUUUUGAACCAUACCCGUUUAUCACAAGGACCAUUUAUACUGCUACAUGCCAUAGUGCCAUCCUUGCACAUAGUCAGUGACUACUGCCUACACAUUAUGGUACUUACAAGUAGGUUAUUAUUUCUACCUACGUUAUAACCAUGAAUAUUAUACAGCAUCUACCUA
Molecule: messenger RNA, 2494 nt
Organism: Pseudophryne corroboree (corroboree frog)
Lineage: Eukaryota; Metazoa; Chordata; Amphibia; Anura; Myobatrachidae
Gene: LMF1
Product: lipase maturation factor 1
Exons: 11
Coding region: 66-1814 (582 amino acids)
Biological process (GO): protein maturation
Cellular component (GO): endoplasmic reticulum membrane
Source: RefSeq, a predicted model, not a curated record